AUGAUCAUGCCCUGCGCUCAUUCUGUCUCUGUCCUCUCCGGAGGGUGUUUGUAUUCAUCUGGUCUGUCCUUCUCGUGCUCCAACAUGAGCCACUCUUAUGCCUCCUCCUCAUCCUCUUCAUACCGUCGAAUGUUCGGUGGUCCCGGCUACCUGACUCCACCAAUGACCCGUUCUAUGUUUGGCCGAGCCUCCACCGGGGGGUCCGGCAGCUCUAGGAUCAGCUCCAGAGUCUACGAGGUCGCCAAGUCCUCCACUUCUUCUCCUGGAUUCUCCAAUUAUCGAGCCUCCUCCUACAGUAUGCCCAACUUAUCCGCGGGCUAUACCCGCUCCUAUGGCGGGAUGGGUGAGACGCUGGACUUCAGCCUGGCAGACGCGCUCAACCAGGAGUUUCUCCAAACACGCACUAAUGAGAAAGCUGAGCUUCAGCACCUAAAUGACCGAUUCGCCAACUACAUCGAGAAGGUUCGCAUGCUGGAGCAGCAGAAUCAGGUGCUGGUGGUUGAGAUGGAGCGUUUGAGGGGGCGGGAGCCCACACGCAUCGCCGACCUGUACGAGGAUGAGAUGAGGGAGUUGAGGAGAGAGAUCGAAGUGGUGACCAAUCACAGAUCACGUGUGGAGGUGGAGCGGGACAACUUGGCAGAUGACCUGCAGAAACUGAAAGUCAGGCUUCAGGAGGAGAUUGCACUGAGGGAGGAGGCAGAGAAUAAUCUGUCUGCUUUCAGAGCAGACGUGGAUGCUGCCACUUUGGCCCGCCUGGAUCUGGAAAGACGUGUAGAGACUCUCCAGGAAGAAAUCGCUUUCCUCAAGAAGAUCCACGAGGAGGAAAUCCGUGAGUUGCAGGCCCAGAUGCAAGAGACCCAAGUCCAGAUCCAGAUGGACAUGUCCAAACCAGACCUGACUGCUGCCCUGAGGGACAUCCGUGCUCAGUAUGAGGGCAUCGCUGCGAAGAAUAUCGCAGAGGCCGAGGACUGGUACAAGUCAAAGGUGUCAGAUCUUAACCAGGCAGUGAGCAAGAACAAUGAGGCUCUCAAACAAUCCAAGCUGGAGAGCAUGGAGUACAGACACCAGAUCCAGUCCUACACCUGCGAGAUCGACUCCCUCAAGGGCACGAACGAGUCUCUCAUGAGGCAGAUGAGAGAUAUGGAGGAUCGCCACGGUCGUGAGGCCAAUGCUUUCCAGGACACCAUCGCCAGGCUGGAGGCGGAGAUCGCGAACAUGAAGGACGAGAUGGCGCGUCACCUGCGAGAAUAUCAGGACCUGCUCAACAUUAAGAUGGCCCUGGAUGUGGAGAUCGCCACCUAUAGGAAGCUGCUGGAAGGAGAGGAGAGCAGGAUUGUGAUGCCCAUGCAGUCGUAUUCCACUUUAAGCUUUAGAGAGACGAGUCCAGAGCAUCAACAGAGAGCAUCUGAAAUGCACUCAAAGAAAACUGUGCUGAUCAAGACCAUCGAGACACGUGACGGAGAGGUGGUGAGUGAAUCUACACAGCACCAGCAGGACAUCAUGUAAACCUCGGACGAAGAGCUGCAACUAAAGAAUCAAACAAAGAUGAAAAUAAAACCUUUAGGACAGUUAA
Messenger RNA from Megalobrama amblycephala (Wuchang bream), 1573 nucleotides. It is a transcript of the gene desmb, whose product is annotated as desmin b. NCBI's taxonomy places the organism in Eukaryota, Metazoa, Chordata, Actinopteri, Cypriniformes, Xenocyprididae. Gene Ontology annotation, cellular component: Z disc; sarcolemma; intermediate filament. Bases 1 to 1506 code for a protein of 501 amino acids. The record is from RefSeq and is a predicted model, not a curated record. The transcript has 9 exons. Gene Ontology annotation, biological process: skeletal muscle organ development.